UACCGUGUCAGUUUAAGUCAGCGGUUCUCAACCUGUGGGUCGCGACCCUUUCCCAGGGGUCGCCUAAGACCAUCUGAAACAUAUAUGCUAUACAGUCACGAAGCAGCAACGAAAAUAAUUUUGUGGCUGGGGGUCGCCACAACACGAGGAACUGUAUUACAGGGUCGCGGCAUUAAGAAGGUUGAGAACCACUGGUUUAAGUGAUAAGUGUAGUAACUCUAAACCAAGUCUCUGAUACCCUGUAUAGUCUGUAGCCUACACUUUAGUAGGCUGGAUAGAUGAGUCUUAAAAGAAGGCAUGGUAGUAAGUAUUUUCAUUUUUGGUAUAUUUUAAUUUAUCAAUGUGAAACUAUUGACUUUGGCCUGCGUACACCGCGGCGGUGUACCUAGCUAAAUCAUGGUCUGCGGACUGCGUACACCGCAGCGAUUUAAAGUAGCAAAACAUGGUCUUUGCGAGUCUUUAACUUUUUGGCCUAACUGGUACUUGUAGAUUUAAUGUUAUACUCUUGUUAAAACUGGAAACUAUUUAUUUCAAAUCGUUGAGUACCUUGGGAGGAAGCUUUUGUUUGAGUAAGUUCCACGCUUAUAACUUAUGUGGCAAAGUACUUAUAAUAAACUUAUAAGAGCAUUUCUUAUUAUUUAUUGGAAGGGAGGAGGCUGGGGGUGUAAUGUUAAACCAUGAUUUAUUUUUAAAGUUAACCACUUUAUUUCCCCCCAUAUAUUGAAAUACAAAUAUAUUUAUUAAUUGUUAAAGUUUUAUCCUAUGAUUGUGAAUCUUAAUAGUAAUAGGCAUAAAAAGGGUAGCUAAUUUGAAAUUAUCCCCCCCCCCCGGUUUGUUUUUAUUUUGGGUGUGGGGAGGCAUGAUAAUUAUAGCAUUGUAAGUGAUUCCUCAGGGCGUGGUGUAAAAAUGAAUGGGAAGCCAGUGUAUCCAUUUUGUUAGCACCAACAUAUAAUUAUGCCACAAAUACAUUACGGCAAUUACGGGAAGAGAAUCACAUACAUUGAUCAUGAAGUCGUGAAGUUAAAGUUGUCCGAGGCAUUGUCAUUGUGAUAUCAAGCGAUUGUCAACACAACAACAGUAAGAUGAUCAAUACGAAACACUGCAGUGAUUGUUAAAAGUAUUUUAACGAUAAUUAAAUAUCCAUGAAUUAGUUGUACAUUGGCAUUACACAUAAGUAAAAAAUGCCGGCGGACAUCAGCACCCCCUCUCCGGGUUGGGGGCGGGGGGUAUGCAAAAGGUAAGUUUUUUGCGCGGACGUCCUUUGUGAACAACCCUUAUCCAGAGCCAUGAUUUGUGUAGGCCCCUCAUUUUCGUUGAACCUCUGCCCAUAAAUCACCCCCACCUCCCUGCAAGGAUCGCUUUCUUAGCAAAAAAAACAACAAAUAAAAAAACGUUGAAAUAGCGCAAAUUCUAUCCCAAGUGCAUUGUGCAAUGAUUUCUGUGAGAAAACGUCGUGUUGUACCUGAGAAUAGCAAAUCCCAUGCCAUUCUGAAAACACGACCAUGCACAUUAAUAUUCAUAUGAUAUUAUUGAUAAACUCGUAUUUUCUAUGGGUGUUCGUAAAGUAAAAUGUAAAUAUUCAACUACAAGAAGAAUGUUGAAAUACAAUACAAUAUCACUUAGUAUUCAAAAUGUUUCUCUUAUACAUGUUACAUACACCAUACAUGCGUUUUCAGAAACUUUCAGUUUGUUUUCUAAAGUCAUACUCAUAUUACUAAUAUUACCGGUAUUUUCAAAGUCAAAGGCCAGCACAACUUGUUGAAACACUUAAUAAUCAGUUAAUAAUCUGAAUACAACAUAUAUUUAAUUUAAAUUGCUUAAAUUGCUAUAAAAUAUUUAAAAACUUCUCAGGAAACUACUGUUGCAAAUGAACAUGAUAAUUUAAAUAUAAAAUAUUUUUAAUUAAAAUGGGAAGGAACAAAAACUCGAUCCACUACUGGGAAUUGAGCUCAAAAUAUAAUAUCUCCAAGCGUCCACUCUACCACUAGACCACACAAGAUCUUAUUCAACAGGCUUUUCUUAAAACCAGGCCAAUGGUAAAUUUUUGCCGCGGUGUACCCAGGCCAAAGCCGGUGGUUUCGCUAGGUACACCGUUGCGGUUUACGCAGGCCAAAUUCGAUGGUUUUGCUAGGUACACCGCCGCGGUGUAAGCAUCCACUUCGUUAAUUUUAUUAGGUUUAUAGUAAUGAUUUGUACAAGAGUAUGUCACAUUAUUUAAUGUCAAUCAAACUAAUCAAAGAUCAUUAUGAUUUAAAAUUUAAACUGAAUGGGUUUUGUUUUGGCCAAAUUUUAAAUUAAUGAAUUGCGAUCCGAUUGAGUAUCAUUGACUCUCAUGGAGUGUGAGUAUGGUUUAGAUGAAUCUCUAAUAAUUCACGGGUGGCUUUUAAUUGAGGUGUGCCUCUACCAUGCAAAGGUGCAGAAAGCAGUGGAAGGGGUUGAAGGAAGACCCAGCAGAAAAUGAGCAUUAUUAGAGUAGAGUAUAUUUUAAUUGGGAGUGAGUGUGAGAAAUAUGUUUUGGUUAAGUCCUUAAAGCCUUAAAGGGAUACGCAUGGGGAUUCAGUAUUGAAAUGAAAAGGGGUGGGGUUGGCCUCAAAAGUCAAGAACCCCCUCUUUAUGUCAUGACACUAAUUUUAAAAGAAUUGAUGUUUGACUUGUUCAAUAUUUUUGUAUUUCUGAUUUUAUAUUCUAUAAAAAGUAGCCUACCUAUAAUAGGCAUAAUUAAUCCUUUCCGCCGCAACUGGGUGUAAUACACCUGGAGACAGACUGUAAUUGCUGAUAUCUUGAGUCCCCUUUCAAAAAUCUUUCUCAUACUUGACCUAAUCCACAAGGUAGGUAGUUGGAAUGAACACCUUGGUGGAUGCAAUUGUAUGAAGCAUGCAAAAGUGACUUAUUUUUGGGGGCCUAAUCUUUUUUUUCUACAGUCCCUAACAACUCAAACUCCCGUGCAUAAUUUAUUAAUAGAAGAAAAGAGACGUCUAAAAUGUUUAGUGAACAUUUUUGUUUGGUUGUUUGUUGAUGAUUAUUUGAGGGUGUGUAAUCCAUAAAAUAGAUUUUAAAUUUUGACCAUAAAUAAAUAUUCUGAAUGCAUUUGGGUACCAACAAUAAUAACAUGUAGUAUUUAACUUGACAAUCCAUUUCAAAGCAGAACAGUCACUUGUACACAUGGAAAUAAGGGCUUUGCACCUCAGCUAGCACAGUUUUACAUAAAAGAGCAGAAUGGUCUUUGCAAAUAUAAAUAUAUCUAAUAAACUAGCAGAGUUGAAGUGGUUUGGGCAGCUGUUUGAAGUGCUGAUUUGUCGAGGGGCAGAGCUUUCUUUUGCGGAACCUCUUGGGUAGGAAUAUCUUGUUCCGUUUCACUGUUCCAACUAUAGGGUGAGUCUGUACUCAGUCAUUGGUUCUGCAAGUUGUAGGGGAAUGAAAUAAUAGUCUGUUCUGAAAUUAUGGCCAUUUCCAUGGAGGUCCCUUGUGAGAGAAAUCACAAUCUCUGGGGAUAAUCCAACAUUUCUCUUUGCUGGCAAGGCACUUAUAUUUUCUUUGCUGAGGGCAGCCUCUCAGAGAAGAGUUCUAAGAAGAUUUUUAUUAAAUAUUUGUCGGGCUUGCUUAGCAUAUAUUGCAUAAAUCUGCACUGACCUCUGAAACCAACCAGUUGCUCACCUACUGUGAUGUUCUCUCCAGGAACAUAAUACCUUGCCAAAUUAAUCAGGAAUGCUUCUCAUACAUCUCUUAUGGAAUCAAAGCUAGUUCCAGCUUCAAGGUGUGUUGGUUCAGUAAGAAUAAAACUAGGCUGAAUCUGAAAUGAUACAAAAUAGAUAUGAAGUCAUAAGCUGACAUGUCCCAUUCCAACAGCAACAAAUUCAGAUUGAGGUAUUGAAAGUGACAAAGCUUGUACAUAUACAUCCAAUGUGUGGAUAGAUUUAUAAGUCUUUGUCAUUGGUAGCGUAAGAUAUGUUGCUUAGCGACAAUGUUGGACCAAGUGAGCAUUUUAAUUAAAGUAUGAUACAUUGAAUUUAGUCAAAAUGGAACCAGAAAUCCAUCGCCACUAUUGGGACCCGGGUCCCAUUAGACUUAGGCUAUUCGGAUGUCAUUUGUGGUAGUUUAUUUUAGUUAAACUGAAUAAAUAAGUUUACAAACACAUAGUCCAUUCAAUUAUCCUUCAUUUGAUACCAAAUUUAGGCUUACAACCUAACAAUAAUAUUUUAUUUUAAAUUUUAAUCCCAGUAUUAAUUAAAAGUAUGAUAUUUUUUGUAUAGUUGUGAUCACAGUGUUUCGUAUCUGUGUUGAUCACUGGGAAGGGAAAAGGUAUAUGUCUUUGAAGCUAUUUUGCCUAUAGCUGUGGCAGGUAACUUGUACAGGUGACAAAUUCCUGGAGGCUUAUCUGAUCCUGUUGACAGCAUGGCUCACAAAGUGAUGUAGCAACAACACAGGGCCUUCCUUGAUUCAUGACAUGAACAUCAUGACACUUCCUUCUUGAUAUUUUUUACAACACAACUCCCCCUACAAAACUGGUCUUCGUUGUUUGCCCCAAUUAGAUUAAAAAAAAGACUUGUUAUUUUUCUUUUUCUACAGGGAUAAAGGCCUAACAUGUUGACUACUGCUUGCUGCUGAAUUAUUAAGUGCACCUUGGUGGUAUGUUACUUGCAUUUUAUUUUCAAUUGUUAAAUAUUAUAGGGUGAAAUAAAUCAUAUUUUCUGGCAUUCCUAUUUGGGUUGGCUUGCAGGGAUCUGCUGCAUUUAUGUCAAUUUUCUUUUAAUGAUUUGAUUAAAAUGUUCAACCAAUUCCAUUUUUAAAAAAAAAGAAAAAGCUUAUUCAUCACUGAAUUUUUUAUUAAUUUUCUUAUUCACAUAUUUACUAAAAUAAGCUCUCUAAUAAAAUUAAAGAUUGAAAGAAAGGUUACCAUAUAAAACAGUUCAAUCCCACUUAGUUUUAGCUGGGAAAAGUAUGAAACCUGCUCAUAAGCCAACCCCAUAAAAUAAUAUGCCUGUAGAAGCAAUAUCGAACCGAGGAAAAUAAUUUAUUUAAAAAAAAACAAAUUUAAAAAAAUAAAUAUUGUGUAAGUCAAAAAGACUUAAAAAAUAAUAAACAUACAGUAUUAUGCUCACCACUAAUACUCAAUUCACUUAUCUACUGGUAUAUACAGUAACCAUACAGAGCAUUUACCAGAAUAGGUACUUGGGCAUCUACAAUUUCAUUCCCAAAAUGAGUAAAAAAAAAUGUGUGACUAUUGGCGCAGCUAGGGUUAGUGCCCUCCAGGGUGGGUCAAGGUUUUUUUUUUUUUCCCCCCCCCCCCCCCCCCCCCUCCUUUUCCACCAAAUAAGAACGCUGCAGUUGGUUCAAAAUGCUACCCCUCAAUAUAAGGAAAAAAGUUCCACACAACCUUCCUAUGCCACUGCAUGUGACCCAUUUUGUACACAGCAUUAUGUUGAAUUCCAUUAUUUUUGUUUUAACAUUGACUAAUGAACAAGUAUAUACAGUUUCAAUUUAGUUAAAAAACAAAACAACCAAAACAAUUUUUUAAACAAUAUAAUUCUUUAACAUUAAAUCUUUUUGUUCUAUUCUCUCCUUGCUCUGCAGUAUUCAUGUAAAAAUGAAAUCUGAUCAAGAAAACAGCACUGUAGUAGCCAAUGGGGCUGGCUUUCCACAAAUAGAAUUUGAGUUGGUUCAAGAUCAAGAGGCAGAGGAGACAGAUGGUAUCAAGAAAUGUGCAGGUCUUCAAUCUUGCUUUGAGAAAUGCACACAUCCAUGUUUAGCAUCCUCUCAUCCCCUGCCACACAAUGCUAACUGCCCAAGCAGAUUCCUGGACAACUUUUUAUGUCCACCUCAUUCAAGGAUGGGUGCUAUCAUCUUUAUGAUUUUAAUCACAGCUUCAAUUUGGGCAACCUUGGUGUCAGUAACAGGAGACACAGCAUUACCAGGAGGGAAUCUGUUUGCACUGCUAGUUCUGUUUGUAGCAUGCUGGUGUGGUGGUUACCUGGUCAGAUUGAUACGACUUCCUCCUCUUCUUGGUAUAUGACAUUCUUUCAAUUAAUUUUUUUAAAAGCAUGCAUUUAAGUUUAAGGUAUUAAAAUGAAGCUUCCUCCAAAAAAAAUUUUUUUCUAAAAAUACAGUUAAAAUUAAAUUUUCAGGUAUGCUUGUUGUUGGAGGGAUGCUUGGGAAUGUGCCAUAUAUAGAUGUAGCAAAAAAUAUGGAUCGUGCAUAUAUAUUUAGCUUAAGGUAAGAAAAGUUUAAAUUAUUUGAUAUUUUCCACGUUAAGCUGGCAAUUAUAAUUUUGUGAGUGCAGAAAUAUAGUUUAUGUUUCUCGAAUCUACUUGCACCUAGCUUAACUAGAUAAUAAACCUUAUAUUAAGUUAUUUAUAUGUGCUGCUUUAGCCACAUAAUGAAGAACAAGGAAAUGGUAAAGUCUUUAACUUUACAUUGUCCGGAUACAUACGCAAAUAGAUACAUUAAAUCUUUUAUUGAAAGUUUUAGAAUUUCAUAUAGCAUCAUUAAAAUGUAAAGAGUAAAAUAUAUUGAAUGUGCAUUCACAUGUCUUAUCUUAUUCGCCAUAUAUAGUUUUGAAAAGGGGUAAAAUUAGCACAUUUAAAUCAGAUUAUGACAUGAAACAUUUGUUUGUUUUUUUGAGAAGCUACCCAGUAGAAAAGAUUCAAAAAAGCAUAUGGGUAUAAGGAAAGUCAUUGGCUGCUGCUAAGCAGUGACAUAAAGGUAGAUUAUAAUAUUUAUUGGUUAUAUUAAUUUUAACUGCUGGCUCAUAUUCCAGGUAACAAGCUUAGAGUUAUAAAAUGAUAAAUUACAUUUUUUUCAACUGCUAUUAAAUAUUAAUUUUAUAAAAUGUUUGCUUUUAUUCGUGAAACCAGCAUCACCAUUAAAACCGAUUUAUAGAUGUGGGGUUUUCUGGAACACUGAAUUUGAUGUAAUAAAAUGUCUAACAAUUUUAUUGAAUAAAUGAACAUAAUCAGUGCACUGUUAAACUUAUUUAUUUUGGAAUUUGAUCUUUUAGACAAAUAGCACUAACUAUAAUCUUGACCCGAGCUGGACUUGGACUUGAUCCCAAAGCUCUCAGGCGUUUGUCCUUUGUUGUUGUAAGACUUGCAUUCCUCCCUUGUCUGACAGAAACUAUUGUAGAUGGCAUUGCUGGUCAUCUUAUAUUAGGUAUCCCAUGGCAGUGGGGAUUUAUGUUGGGGUAAGUAUUGUUAAUUAAAAAUCAAACUAAAGAUGUGUUGAUAGGAUGCUCUACUGUAGUAUAUUUUUUGCUUUUGAACAUCUGUAAGAAAACUAUUUCAAAUAUUUAGGUGAAUCAAGUCUUUAUGGGAGGUUAAAAAAAGGAUUGUGAUGUAUAUAAAUGUGUAUAUAAAUAAUUACCUACUUAAUGGGUUAUCCAAACAUAUCUUAUUCCACUAUUUAUUUACUUUACAGUUAUUCAUAUAUUACCAUUUAUUCUUGACACUUUACUGCUACUAUUUGUAUGUACUUUUUCCUUAUUUUGUUGUUUUUCAUUCUUUUUAGGAUUUUAACAAUUAUUCAUUUUAUUCUCCUUUAGUUUUUUUUUCUUUGAGUUUUUAAUUUCCAUUUGUUGUUUUUUGUCUUGUCUGCUGAGGAAGGCGUUUAGCUAAAAUGUCUUUGUAAUUGUCCUGUCUUUUUUUCAAGCCUAAACAUAUCUUGUUUCACUAAUUAUUUCCUUUACACAGCUGGAAAGCAGUCCCCAACAUAGUACCCUUAAUUGGUUAGCAUAUUCUAAAACUUAAUGCAUGGCUUAAGUUCAUUAAUCAUGCAUUCAACAGGCUAUCUUGGAAUUAAAAAAAUAAGAUUUAAUCUUUAAAAAAUAAACAUUGACAUGGCAACUUAAAAACCUGAUGCAUUUAAAAUGCUGAACUAUAUAGUGCCUGUUGAGCACUUAAAAUACAAAUUGAACUUUGAAACCAACUAUCAAAGCCUACCUAAUGCUACUAGUAGUAUUUAAAUCUGUAAGAUAGAAAAUUGUGGCAGGAGAUAAUUAAUUAUUGUUGCAGGUUUGGUAUUGUUGCUCUUACCCCUUCUGUUAAAGUCCCAUCUCUCCUGACUGAAGAUAUUUGAUUAUUAUUGCAGGUUUGUUAUCUCUGCUGUCUCCCCUGCUGUCAUAGUCCCAUCCCUACUGGGCCUUGGUGAGCGUGGAUAUGGGCUGGAGAAGGGAAUACCGACUCUAGUGAUUGCAGCUGCCAGUAUAGAUGAUGUCUUGGCUAUCACUGGAUUUGGUGUUCUUCUAGGAAUUACCUUUUCAAUAGGUCAGUAGAUCAAUAUCAGCUAAGUAAGGGGGUGAAAAGGGGGUGGGGGGGGCAAACAUUUUGACUCAGUUACCCAAAGUUUUCAAAGAGAAAUUUUAUUUAUUCAAUAAAUUUAUAGAUUUUAUUUUUAAAAACUUGUUACAAAUGCAAGUAAAAAAAAAUUGUGUGUAGUGAAGCAGUUUUUGUCUUAUUCCCCAUAUCCGUAAAUUUUAUUUUUAAAACCUCUGUAGGUGACAUUGUGUGGACUCUUUUUAAGGGACCUCUUGAAGUGAUUGUAGGCACUACUUAUGGUAUUGUUGGCGGCAUCAUUCUUUGGUACAUUCCUCAGAAGACAAGUGUGAGUAAAUCAUUGUAAAUAUCACAGUUGUCAUAAUGUCAAUUAAAUGAUGAUUGAAUAUAUGAAAUAAUAUAUUCUACAUUUUAAGAAAGCAAAUAUUGAAUGGUUUUUACAAGAAAUUGUGUAUUUUUUUAUCAGGCUUUGUGUGCUGGUGAACAUUGAAUGCAUAUAUAUAUCAGUAUAUAAUAUAUAUAUCUUUGCUACAGAUUAAUUUGCUCAUUUCCUCAACAGAAACACUUGCAUCUGUUCAGGUCAGCUCUCCUUAUGGCUCUUGGUUUAAUGGCCAUAUUUGGCAGUAUUAAAAUGCAUUGGGCUGGAGCAGGCCCUCUAGCCGCUCUAACAGUUCCCUUUGUUGCUGCAAUAAGGUGGAGAACUGAGUUCAAAGGUCAGCAGGUAAAUAUGUUGCACAGUUCUUUCUUCGUGAUAUUCCAAUUACUCUUUCAAUUCCCCGUUUAAUUCCUCUGACUAUGAGGAUCAUUAUCCUGGCUGCAAACAGCUUAGUCACAUGCUGAAUCUUCCGCACUUUUUUGACGGACUUGGGGCAGCCACUUUCUUGUUUCGUGCUAUGGUACCAUCAGCAUAUUUUGAUUUUUUUUACAGUACGUAUUAAGACCUUUUUUACUCCAUAUUUUAUUUGGGAAGUCGGUAAUCAUUUGCCUAGCGCCGCGGCCCCCCCCCCCCCUCGUUUCCAAUUACAAACUUUCAAUUCGGAUAUGAUCUUCUGUUAUAGUGUUUUUUCAUUAUUUUGAUUUUUUUUUCCGUAAGUAUUAAGACCUUUUUUUCCCCUUAUUUUAUUUGGGAAGGUGGGAAUUCUUUGACUAGCGCCGCGGCCCCCCCCCCCCCCUCGUUUCCAAUUACAAACUUUCAAUUCGGAUAUGAUCUUCUGUUAUAGUGUUUUUUCAUUUCAUCACCUCUGCACAUUUGCUUAUGAUAGUCUGUGCGGCAAAUACUGCCCUAAACAUAAUUGGAUAUCUAUUGUAUAAGAUUUCUUGAGGUGGGUCUUAAUUUUUUGCUCCACCCUGUAUACAUUUUUCAAUACCUGGUAUAUAUAUAUAUAAAAAAAGAUCAUACAUUAAACAUUCUGAUUAAGAUAACAGUUUAAAAAACUGGACGAUAACUUGAUAGUCUUUGUCUGAUAUUUUGUCUGAACAGUUGCUUUGUAUUUAUAACAACCUAUGCUCCCUGAUCUUUCAGGAUCCUAUAGAGGAUGUGGUGGGCGUACUGUGGAUGCUCUUCCAGCCAUUCUUGUUUGGUCUGAUUGGUUCAGAAGUGAAAGUCUCCUCUUUAGAUGGUCAAGUCGUAGGUAACUGUCUACAAUAUUAAUAUCUUGUUCUUCUAAUAUUUUGAGAAUUUUUGUUAUUUUUAAAAAUGUCUUGUGAUGACAUUACACUGAAACUUUGAGUAAAUGAAGAAUCAAGGCAAUAACAGUUUGUUCAUCAGUUUUUGAUCAGCAUUAAUUAGAGUGGGGAUCAGGAUAAGAGUGGGAGAUCAGCAAUAGAAUGGUGAUCAGGAAUAGAAUGGUGAUCAGGAAAUAACCAUUAUAAUGAUGAUCAGGAUAAGAGUGGGUGAUCAGGAGAUCAAGAAUAGAAUGUUGAUCAGGAAAUAACCAUUAUAAUGGUGAUCAGGAUAAGAAUGGGUGAUCAGGAGAUCAAGAAUAGAAUGGUGAUCAGGAAAUAACCAUUAUCAUGGUGAUCAGGAUAAGAGUGGGUGAUCAGGAGAUCAGGAAUAGAAUGGUGAUAUGGUUGUAUAGAAAUAAAUGAGUGAGAAUGUUUUAAGUUUAAGGUAUCUUUUUACAUUUCUUGUUUCUCACUCACAUUGUUGAAGCUAACUUUGCUACAUUUUUAUUUAUUUUUAUUUGUGCUAAUGGUAAUGAAUUCAUUCAUCAUUACACUUAGUUCAAGAUGUUUUCCUUAGUAUGCAUUGACAACAUGUUAUAUUUUAAACCAGGGGUCUCCAAACUUUUCAGCCCGAGGGCCGCAUUAACUAUCAAACAGUAGUUCGCGGGCCGACUGCACAACGAGCUCGAGCAGGGCUUCUGUCAGCAUUAUCUCGGGUGGCCUCCUCCCCCCCCCCCACCCCACCCCCAAGCACUACUGCACGCCUCUAUUUUAAUUCGGUAAAAACAUAACUUCCACGUAAGCGGCGUCUGAUCUUGUCAGGAUACACGUACUUUUGAGUAAUUUUUUAUUCCGUUUACAAAAGUUCUCCGCGGGCCGCAUGAGAGAGCCUCGCGGGUGGUAGUUUGGAGACCCCUGUUUUAAACCAUUACUUGGUUAAAAUACCUAAUUCUUGGCAAUGUUUAGCACCAACAGUAGCAUGUGUGAAUAUAUAAUAAAGUGGUGGCUUUUCCAGGGCUUGGCAUUGCUGUGCUAACUAUUGGUCUUAUUGCAAGGGUCCUGGUCUCCUUUUUGGCUGUUUUUUUCACAAACCUUAACUUUAAAGAAAGGUUUUUCAUUGCUAUGGCUUGGUUACCUAAGGCUACUGUGCAAGUAAGUAACGGAAGUAUAUGCUUAAACAAAGGUAUGUUAAUAUAUAUUAUAAACCAAAUUAAAUUUUUAAUUUUUGACCAAAGUGUAAUGCUGGGCUCUGAAAUGUUUUAUAUCCCAGUGGUAAUUUCCUGAAUAAAAUCUAUAUUUAUUUUAUAGUUGCUAGAUAGAAAAGUGCAAACUUUUCCUUAAGCAGUUUAUGCUAUUUUUAUGGUGAUUUUUAAAGGAAUGCUUUUUAUUUGCAUGGAAGCCCCUCAAAUUUUUAUAUGUUUAAUACUUUUUUUUCUACUCAGGCUGCCAUUGGAACAGUUGCCCUUGACCUUGCAAUGAAAAAUAAUGACAAAGAUUCAGAAGAAUUAGGAAAAAAGGUUUAAUGAUAUCUUAUAUUACAAAAGAAAUUUGUCAAAAGCAAAUAUGCAAAUUCUAAAGAUAGCAUUCUUCAUGAGAUUUUCAAGACUGUCUAUUUAAUUGGAUAAAGUUGAUUUUGUAAUUUGUUUAAUAAAGCGUUUGAAAUUUUAUUGGUGAACUUUCAGAAGUAAACAUAAUUUUUUUAUGCCACCGGCUAUACAUAUUUGUACCAGACAUUUGAAUAAAGAAUAAGGCAGCCAUUAGUUCAAAAUAUAUAAUAAAUAACAUGGACUGCAAUCCAUUCUCUACAGGUUUUAACCCUUGCUGUGUUGUCAAUAUUGUUGACGGCUCCCUUGGGUUCUCUUCUGAUAUCCAUAUCAGGACCACUUCUCUUGGAACGUCAAGACAGUCCAACCGUCGAAGAAGAAAUUUCCAAAACCAGCUUGGGAAAACAGGAAGUAAAAGACUGGGAAAUGUUAAAUACCAGCAAUGAAGAUGAAAGAGAACUUAGAGAAGAAGAGAAAGAACUGAGGGCAGAGGAAGGAGACACAGGAGUGUAAAAUGAAUUUUAAAAUAAUGUGUGCAUGAAAAAAUUAUAGAGCUACCGUACCAAAAAUUCUUUGGUUCUUUUUCCCAGUAUAUUUUGUUUUGAUAGUCUUCUUUAUUUGUGGUUUAACUUUAAAGUACCCUACGUAAUUUUAUGAUUUGCUGUCUUCCAUUUCUGUUUUUCCGUCCCACAAAGAAAAAUUAUUUAAUUAUGUUCAAUCUAUAAAUGUUUUUCAAGUUAUCUGCAAAUUAACUACAACUUUUUUUUUCGUAGCAAUCAGACCUUGCUACUGGUACUAAAUGGUCUUUUAUAAAACUCACCCCAUUUGAGAAGAAAAGCAAAUGUUUAGAAACAAUGUACCUCAAAUGGUGUUGUGGGAUUUUGUUUUAAAUUGCAAUUACGAAACAAUACAAAAUAGUUUUGGAGCUGUUGAAAAAAUAAAUAUUUAUUAUACCUUCAAGUUGUUCAGUUAGGGGUGGUGGUGUUGCAACACACACAAUAUUACUAAGUAUUUAAUUCAUUAUAUCUGAACUGUCUUUCCUUCAUAAGAAGAACCCUACCUUAGCAAUAACUGAAUGUUUUCAUUCACCAGCCAGUUGGUACAGGUAUGAAAAAUUGAAUUUAUUUAUUUUUUACCUGGUACUAAGUGGUACGCAUCAAAUUGUUAUUUAUUUUUUAAAAUUAAUAACUGUUUUUUGUUUAAGGAUUUUGGUUGUACUGAUAAUUUAAAGAGUUGAGGAAAAUCAAACAUAAUGUUUUAAUUUAAACCUGAAUGAUUGAGGACUUAAAAGUUUUUUGAAUUUAUUCUAAGCUUGGUACGUGAAAAUUAUGAUGCAAAAUUUUGUUAUUUAAAAGUGUUUGAUCGGUGAAUGUAAGGAAAUAUUGGUACAAUAAAACCUGUGUAAAUAUUUAAUGAAGCAUUAAGUCAUAUGGGUAGAACAAAAUAUCUUUAUAUCAACAAUUUUUUAAUAUAUACUGGUAAUUUAUACAUUUUUUCCAUGUAUGUACAGAACCAUUAUAGAAGGUAGUUGAAAAUGGUUGAUUAUGAAAAGUUGUAAAUACUUUUUGGCAGAUCUGUUGUAAUCAAUGUUAAUUUAAUGUCACUGAAGGAAAAUAUAUUUUACAUUUAAAUUUUAAUGCUACGAAGAUGUGCUGAUUACCUGUACAGUUUUGAAAAAUAUGUUUUAUGUAUUGACUAUUAUAGAAAUUAUAGCAAAAUAUAUAUUUCUGAAAUACUGCUAAGUUAAAUGGCCAUGACAUAAUAAUUUAUUUCAUACCAGGUAAUUGUUGUAUUAAGUUCGAUUUCAUAGUCAUAGUUUACAAUAGCAAUUUCUGCCAUGGUAGCUGUUUAAUGCAGGGCAACUACAUUUUUGUGACAUAAUUUCAUUAUGGAUUCAUUGAGUUUCGGUAUUAUAAAUUGCUAUUUUACAAGGAAAGGAAAAUUUGACUAAAAGAUAAACAAUAAUCCCAUAGUAAGCUAAUAGUUGUUAUAUGACAUUUAAAACUAUGAGUUUUAUUUGGAGAUACCAGCCUGUCGAACCAUGAUGAUAAAAGAUGUUAUGCACCUAUUUAUUUUGGUGUAAGGCAAAUUUAAUUUGUUAAAACUGUAGGGAUUUUAAAAUUGGCAUAUUAAUUACCUACCUGUACUACUGAAACUCAUGGGUAUUGGUGGUGUACAUACUUGCCAGCCUUGCAUGCUCAGUCCUUGUCACUGCAGCUUUUUCCCCAUCUCAAACAGGUUUAUUUACCUGUAUCGAUUUCAUUCUUAAAAGUAAUUCUACAAUGUAUGUCACACCUUAAAUCAAAUAACGCAAUAAUACACAAUUGAAUUGGCUCUCCCCCACCCCAUUUUUUUAUAUAUUAAAAAAAUUAAAAACAAACCCACCAACCUUUUAACUUUAUCAAAAUAAAAAAAUUGUCUUACAAAUCUUUUCAUAUUUGACAGUAAAUGUAGUUCUAAAAUAUUAUAGUUCUACAAGAACGGGACAUAUUUAUUAUAAAUUUAUGUCUAAAUAGUUUGCUAGAACUUUGUAUAUUAAUUCCCAUGUGUUUCUUUUGGUAAGCACCUAAUGAUUUAUUAGCAACAUCAAACAAGGUUUUUAAAUUUAAUCAUGGUAUUGACCAUUUACAAAAAUUAUAAAGGCAAAUAAAUUUCUAAAAUCAUGCAAUAUUUCAUUAGCUUUGUUUAUCAGAGUUAAUAUCUAAACAAUAUUCAUAUAAUGUAAUAUUUAUUUAAGACAAUAAGAAUAUCUUUAUCAACAUUUUUCUCCAAAUAAUAUUGUUGCACAGUUAUUUUUCUUGAUUAAUUCUUUAUAAUGUUUCGAUUUUAAAAUUAACACUACUUGAGUUUUAAAAUAAUCAACUCUGGCUGCUUUUUAGAAUUUAAUUUAAAGCAUUUUAGUUUACUUAUUUAAUCUAAAAAAAACAAAAAACAAUAAAUUAUUGAUUUUUUUAUGGUUACUGUCUUGCUAUGUAUGAAAGUAGUGCUUAUAAUCAGCAAGGUUAAUCAAAUGUGCUAUUUGAUUUAAAAAAGUCUCUGCAUUAAAAAACUUCUGCAUGAACAUUCAUUAAAUUCACUGAAGUGUUCCAGUGAAAUUUUUUAGUUAAUUUAAUAUUGAUUUGAAGUCAUAAAUUUACUUAAAUACCUCUAAUGUGGUAAAUGUACUUUUUUAAAAUCCAAAUAAUGACAAUAUUUAUGAUUUUUCAAAAUUAUUAUUAUUUUACAUAGUCUCUUUGCUUAUUAUUUAAAAUCAGUAUUGAAUUUUUAUAUUUGAAAAUUAUUUUUGUUACAUCCAAUUUUCAUUCAUUUCAUUUAGGAUCUUUUCUGCUACUAAAGUUAAAAUAUUUCAUUAAAACCGUAUUUUAUUUAAGUUUGAAAUUUCUUUAGAGUUUAUUGUCUAUGAAAUGUACUGCAGAUGUAGCAUAAGCAUAAAUUUUUUUUUACAUUUUAUUAAAAUGUAAAUUGCUGUAUGCUAUUAUAAUAUUUUUAUAAAAGGCUAGAGUUUAAAUGAAAAUUUUAUUUUUAACUAAUUCACAAAAACAAAAUAGAAAGGGGAUAUAAUAAUAAAUUAAUUUUAGUUGGCUGUUAUUCAAUUUUAAAUUAAUACAUUUUAUUGUAGCUUUAAAAUUUAAUUAGUAAAUCAGUGCUAACCAUAUCUUUGCUAGGCCUACAUUUUGUAAUGAUUAUUUUUUAUAAAAAGUAGGUAGCUGAACUUAUGCAACUGUAUAGGUACAUAGCUUUGCAUAUCAAUAAUAUCAUUAACUUAAUAACAAUCUAGUCACCAGUUCAAAUUGCAGUUGUAGUUGAAACUUUUUGAUAAAAUUCAUAUCUUCAAACAAUUUUUCUCUAGAUCAUCCUUUGACAUUUUUCUCUUCAUUGAAGUGUAGUUUAAAAACUAGUCCUAAUUUCAUAUCAAGAGAAUUGUAAAGGUCUAUUUUUUUAAUGACUCACAUUCACAUCAUUUAAAAAUUUUUAAUAUUUUAUUAUACAAAUAUUUUAUGGGCUGUAAAGUUUUGCUUAAGUAUAACGUAACCUGAAAAAUUGAUGUAAAUAUACCAAAGAAGAUUUAAAUUAUAAAUAAACAUUUGGAUAUUCCCCUAGCUUCUUCUGUUCCCAUUUUUUAGAAAAAACUUGUUUUUCCACUCAAUAUUACACUUACAGACUUAUUACAUUUGCAUCAACAUCUUAAAAAUUAUGUAAAUUGAAGGUACAUUGUUCAGGUAUAUUUUAUAAGUUUAGAAAGCAAUGCAAAAAUCGAAUUGUAUAAGAAGCAACAAGAAUUUUUUUAAAGAAACAAAACACAUAACAAAAUUAUAAGUUUUAUAACACUUGAAAGUUACAUAGUUUGUUUUAUCUGUUGAAAAUUAUCAAUCUAAGCAUGAAAAAUAAUGGAUUUACCAAUAAUUAUUCAUGAAACAACUGAAAUUUUAAGUAUGCUAUGAAUUUUAGAAAGAAAGGCUAAACAUGUUUCCUUACAAUGAAACUCAUCUUAGCAGAAGUAGGUCAAUACAUUUGAGAAGUAUAUAUUUUACAUAUUAUGUAAUCUAUUUUUCUCUUAAAUUUUCAUAACUUGUUUUUUUCACCUUUCUUAUCUCUACCUAGCUCUCCAUUUAAUAACAUUUCCAAGCUAGUAUGGUAGGAAUUUAUAUCUCCACUUUGAGGUAAAAAGAUAAAUUUCUUAGACACAUUUUUGAACUGUAAUAUUUUAAUAUUGCUGGCUAAUACACCUUCCUCACUUUGCUGUAAAGGCAUCAGGUCAUUGACACUCAAAUAAAUAUCUCUACGAUUUCCAAAAACUGACAAAUGAGAAAUUUUUAGGUAGUCUAAAUUUGUGCUGAUCAUCAUCUUUCCAACAACUUUUGAUAUCAAUACAGCAGGUCCAAGAAAGAAAGCAGCAUACAUUAUAAACAUAAAAGCAAGGCUCUGAGCUGUUUGCAUUGGAAGAAUUCCCAUGUAUCCUAUUCCUAAAAUAGAUGGUGAUCCUACUGUUGCACAAAUGGUUGAAAUUUUAUUCAAUUUGCAAAUAGUACGGAGAGUUCUUAAUCUUUCUAUUAGAUAAAUUACUUCAUAGUCAAGCGAUUUCCUUUCAUCUUGAAGUUUACUUAGUGAAGUAGUAUGCUUAUAGCAUAAAGGUGAAUCCGAUCUUUUUAAGUGCAGAAUAUCCAUUCUGUUAAAGAAUGAAGGAUGUCCCAAAUUAGAGUCUUUUGACAAAGUUGACAGAAAUUUGCAAAAUCUGGCAUUUUGCAAUGGUUCAAAGCUUUUGGGGAUGGUGCCAUUCUUCAUAAAUUGUAAAUAGGUAGACGAAUAUCUUAUUUGUCUGCUGAAGUAUGUUGUUAGUUUAUUAUUGAGCAACAUUUUAUGAAGCACAAUUCUUAUAUAGGAACACUGGUAUACUUUGGCUUUUCCCUGCAUUUAAAAAAAAGAAAGAGUAAGUCAUUACAUCUUUCAUAACAGAUGAAUUCAAGAAAAUUGGUUGGCAAUACAAUAUACAACAAAUUUAUAUAACAAAUGUGUAGAUAUGAUUGUUAUUGUGGUCCAGUUUCAAACCACAAUAACCAUAAAUUUAUAUGACAAAUGUAUAGAUUGUUAAUGUUAUCUAGUUUCAAACCACAGAAUAAUUUUAAUAGAAAAACAGGAAUAAACGACAACUAACAGGAAUAAACUACAACUACCAGAAGAGAUGUGAUGAAUAAGUAUGAGCAUCAGGGAAAUGUUUGCUAAUACCAAUUUACUAACUACACUAGUAUUUUUUUAGCUUAUUUUAAAGAACACUUUAAAAUACAAAUAAAUUUUAAAAACACUGUAGUACUAAGUUGAAAAACAAUUUAUUGUAAAAUAAGGUGGUAUGCUCCAAAGCUAUAGUAAAUUUUAAAUUACUUUAAAAAUAACAAUUUGUACUUGUAUUAGUUGUAUACUUUUGACCACUAUUUUUAUUAAAUUUUAUAAAUUAAAAUAAGUAGCACAAGGUAGGGGAAACCCCCCAAAAAUUCCAAACAAAACAAUUAUUGCUAUCAGCAGAAAGCCUUCAGCAAACAAAAAACCAAAGUAAACAACAUAAUAAAUUAAUAAAAAAAUAUUUUAAUUAUUUCCUUUAACUUUAACCAAAAAUGAUCUUGUGAAAUCUUUUAAUUUAAGAAUAAAUUGGCUUCUAGGCUACUACUAACAGGCCAAAAUGUUGUUCAGAUUUCCGUUUAGUGGUUUAUCCAAAGUUAUCAAUUUCAAACUAUUUAUAACUAUUGAUAUAUUGGAGAGAAGAAUAUAGAGUACUUAAUAAAUUUUAUUUUUAAGACUGUUCUUUUAAAAUUAAAUUUUUGUGAAAAGAAUGAGUGUUUUUUUCUUUCUUUUUUUUUUUUGUGCCUUUGUUUAUUAUAAAAAAUUACCUGAAAUGUUAUUUUUGGUUGAGCUUUCUCCAUUUGAAAGUGAACCAGCCCAAAUUUACACUUCCUAAACUUCACUAAGCCUGUUUCUUCCCUACCACGUCACUUUCACUCCUUUACAUUCUCACACUAACUCUCCCCUACCACCUCCACCCUGCCUUAUAUUUUCCUCAUAGACAUUCAAAUCCAAUUUAUUUUUUUGUUACCUAUAACCUACCUCUGAAUAAGCAAUACAAGUUUUAGUGGGUUAUUUAGGAACAGUAUAAAUUAUAAAAAUAACCAUGUCACGAAAAAAGAAGCUUGCGAAAUGCUGCCCUACAACAUUAUGAUAACAAUUUUAGUUUUACUCCUUAUUCCUGUCACUGGACCCCACUCUCACCUAUAGUACUUUCCCCUGCCAAAUAAGUAAAUUUAAGGACAGUCCAUAAAAUGUAUACCUAAAAAUUCUAAAAUGUUUUGUCCUUUAAAAGAUGAGACAAUUUACAAAUAUCAUAAACCAGUUUAUAUACUGAAAAAAUGGAAAUUUCAGUGUUUGUGAAUUCUUCAUGCUUGCUUUAACUAAACUUACAAGUAUGACAAUAAUCAAGAGUCUCAACAUUGAUGAGAAUAACAAAUUAUUUAAUAUAAUAUAAUCUCUUAUAAUAACUUAUAUAUUAUAUAUAUAUAUAUAUUAUAAUUAUAUAUCUUCUGGUAUGGCUGCUUCCAAGUUAUGUUAAUAAUUAAUAUUAAUAUUAUUAUUAAGGCUUGAAAUUCAUGAAAAUGAAAUUUUACAAGAAAAUCAAGUCAAAAGAAUCAGAAAGUUUCGGCAAGACGCCUUCUCCUUCAAAACAAGAAAGGAUAAUAAGUAGAAGUAGAAAGAAGCAACAACACUGACAACACUAACACUAACAGUACUAACAGUAUAACACCAAAGUUCGAAAGAAUUGAAUUAGUAAUUUAAUUUAGAAAGGAACUGAUCUUGAAAAGCAUGAUUUUUUCAUAACCGGCGACGCUCAAGUGGUAGAUUACCUACGACUAUAAUUAUAAUAUCUUAAGUUAAAGAAUUAUUGUAGGCUCAAUUAGAGUUAGGAAUUACCAGUCUAAUUACACUUGUGAAAGUAAAUAUAAUAAUAACUUCGUCUAAACACAGUACAACUUUUGUCCUC
Molecule: messenger RNA, 18995 nt
Organism: Lymnaea stagnalis (great pond snail)
Lineage: Eukaryota; Metazoa; Mollusca; Gastropoda; Lymnaeidae
Source: the annotation of a GenBank genome assembly